Molecule: messenger RNA, 1829 nt
Organism: Paramecium sonneborni
Lineage: Eukaryota; Ciliophora; Oligohymenophorea; Peniculida; Parameciidae
Source: the annotation of a GenBank genome assembly
AUGUAAUAAUCUAUUUUUGACUUUGGUUAAACAACAUCUAAAUUUUGGCAGAAUUGCGAUAAAGAUUUACUUGAUGUACAUCUAUAUAUCUCAAUAUAAGGAAUAAAAUGAGUUGUUGGAGCAUGAAUUCUUAGUUAGUUCAAAAUAGAGGUAGAUUAAGAAAAUGUUUUUAGUGAUGAGUUAAAAUGCAAUAUUUAGAAUUUCUGUAUAAGAUUUGAAGUAAGCACCAUUAAUGACAAUGCAUGUAUAAUUUAUAGAAAGAUAAUCUGAUAACUUUGUAUAAUUAAAUUCUGAUGAAUAAUUGUUUGGUUUUCAACUUUCUUAUUAAGGAAAGAAUAUAGAAAUAUUUACUUCGGAUAAAUUGAAUUAUGAUAUUUGGAAGUGUCAUUUUAGAAGAUUUGCAAUUUUGAAUAAUUUUCAUGAAACAUUUUUAGUAUCUAAAAUUAUUGGGAAAGGAAGCUUUGCAAAAGUUUAUUCUGCAAUAAAAAAAGAAAAUAAUACUUAAUAUGCUAUAAAAGCAUUUAGUAAGAUUUAUAUGUCAUAGUAAUCUAAAGGGAUUGAAAGUAUAUUAAAUGAAAUAAAAAUAAUGAGAAGACUAAAUCAUCCAAAUAUUGUAAAAUUAUAUGAAGUACAUGAAACUACAAAUUCAGUUUAUUUUGUAUUAGAUAUGAUAUAGGGUGGAGAAUUAUUAUCACGAGUAAGAGAAAUAGGUAAAAUAUUAUUAUUAUAAUAAUUAUUAAUAGGUUUUUUACCAGCUUAAACAAUGUAAAAACUAGCAUUUAACUUAAUAAGUGCUCUAAGUCAUAUGCAUGAUAAUCGAAUUAUACAUAGAGAUUUAAAACCAGAGAAUUUAUUAUUCAGAUCAACUGAAAAUAAUUAUGAGAUUAUUUUAGCAGAUUUUGGAUUAGCAACUAGUUUAGAAGAAGAACCCUUAUUUAAAAGAUGUGGUACUCCUGGAUUUGUUGCUCCAGAAGUCUUAGAUUAUAUAGAUGGUUAAGAAUUUUAUUCAGAUAAAUGUGAUGUUUUUAGUGCUGGCAUUAUAUUCUAUUUGUUAAUUGUAUUUUAUAUUAUUUUUAUUUAAGACUGGUAAUACUCCUUUUGUUGGAAAUGAUCAAAGGUCUAUUCUUAAAAAGAACAAAUAAGGUGAUAUUGAUUUUAAAGAACAUCAUUUCAAAUUGGCACCAAUUUAAAUGUAAGAUCUUAUUUAAUCAAUGCUUUAAAAGAAAGUUUCCUAUAGAUUAAGUUCAUAAGAAGUACUCUAGAUAUAUUAAAUAAUUAGUGUAUGAGACAUCCUUACUUCAAAUAAUUAGUUAAAGAAUACAAAAUAUCAAUUGAAAAGUAUUAAAAUAAUUUACUGGGAUAUUAAGAGUUUAAUAAUGCAAUAAAAAUGGGAACUUAAGAAAUAGAAUAACGAUCUCCAUUGAAUUUCAAUUCUUCUGAAUCUAUCUCUUCAAAUAUUUCUUAGAAUAGAUAGGAUCAAAGGAAAUCAUCUAUUAUUGUUGGAGCAUCUAAAUUUAGUUAAUACAGUGCAAAAUUAUCAAAGUAAAACUCAAGAGAGAUUACUGGUAAUAUAUUUAAUUAGAAAAUAAGAUAUACCAUUAAAAUAAGAAUCAAGAAAACCAAGAGAUUUACAUAGAUUGGCUUUGACAAAUAGUUAAUUAAAAUAAAUUGCCAAUAACUAAUUCGAAAACAUUGAAGAUCCAACUGCUGAAGAUAAUAAUAUUGGUAUAAUGGUAAGAUAAUACAAUUCAACAAGAUAAAUUAGAAUACCAGAUAAUACUUUAAAAAUUAAAUAAUGUAAUACUCCUACAAUGUAAAAAUAAUUAUGA